This is a messenger RNA of Oppia nitens, 1591 nucleotides long. RefSeq names its product RING finger protein 37-like. Gene Ontology annotation, cellular component: nucleus. Gene Ontology annotation, biological process: protein polyubiquitination. The transcript has 3 exons. The coding region runs from base 96 to 1583 and encodes 495 amino acids. Lineage: Eukaryota; Metazoa; Arthropoda; Arachnida; Sarcoptiformes; Oppiidae. The record is from RefSeq and is a predicted model, not a curated record. Gene Ontology annotation, molecular function: ubiquitin protein ligase binding; ubiquitin-ubiquitin ligase activity.
AUUGAAGUGAUAUUAAGCCUAAUAUUUGAAAUCUAGUUAUCAAUUGUCUGUCAAUCUAUUGAUGUCUUUAUUAUUAUUAUUAUUACACGAAAAAAAUGUCAAUCAAUUUGCUGACCGAAAGGCUUGUCCGCGAAUCGCUGGUCUCCGUCCAGUGCACACAAGUGACCGCCGAUCAUCAUUCGGUUGCCAAUCUGUACUCCGAUGACCAACGGCUGAGACAACAGGGUUUUAGGACUGAGAAUUUUGUUCGGCCACCGGUUGACAUUAUUAUCAAUUGCCGCGGGUUUGCCGUUAAUCUGCGCGAAUUGGAGAUCGGUCUCAGAGUUGGCCAAAAUAAAUGCCAUUCACUAGAAGUUUGGUCAUUGUAUGGGUCUUCUGCAGCAACCACUGCCGUCGCCAGCGGACAUAAAUCACAAGAUUUUCAACUGAUUGGCCGACAGUUUAAUUGCAAUGAUUUCGAUGUUUUGUGUCUACGAAAUGUCAGUUUUCGGCCAAACAAUGUACUGAAUGGUCGUCUGCCCGAUAAGUGUUCACCGGAUAACUGUCCAAAUAGGUUGUCGUCUGUGAAAUCCGAGACAUUAAAGUGUUUCAAAAAUUGUUUUAAUAUUCAGUCGUUGAAGAUUAGGAUUCUCAGGACAUUCAACUCAACUGUUCCCUGUUUGAGUUUUGUGAAUAUUAUGUGUCAACCCGUCCGUCAAACUGAUCCCGAAAUUCUUAGCAAACUUCGCACUAUAUUUACCACUCAAAAUAGCGGCCAAAAUGUGCCAAAAACUGUCAGCUUUUAUAAUUCUGGUGAAGAUCAGACAUCUUCAUCUGAAACUAAGAGUAGUUCCACAAGUGUUUCCAAUAAUAAUAAUAAUAAUAAUUGUGAUCCAAUUUCACGGAAACGCCGUUUAGAUUGGUUAGCCUCACAGCGAUUGGAUAGUCAAUCGACGGCUUCCAUUCCCGAAGAGUUUAUCGACUGUAUAACCAAUGAAAUAAUGAUUGAUCCUGUUUUGCUACCGUCGGGUCAUUCAAUAGACAAGACAACUUUGGAACGAUAUCUCGCCGAAGAGGCCAAAUGGUGUCGACGACCAUCUGAUCCAUUUACACAACUUGUCUUUACUGGAGACAGACAUCCCAAACCUAAUUAUAUACUUAAGCAACGAAUCGACGAGUUUUUAAGCCAAUUGAGCGAACAGUCUGUUAUAAGUGACGACCGUUUGGAGCCAUCAACUAAACGAAGAAUUGUUGGCUAUAAUUGUGUUAAUAAUAGAAAUAAAUUGAUUUCAAGUAAACUCGUCGCUACUGAUGUCGGCAUCAGUAAUACUACUAAUAUUAGUGAUAAACUGGAAAGUAAUAGUAGUAUUGUUAGCAAUGUUUUACAACAAAUCAGUUGUCAUCAAAAGUGUAUUGUCUGUAAUGUUGAUCACUGGUCGGCCGAUAAAUCAAUAGAUAUAUACAAAUUGUUGUGCUGUCACCUAAUCUGUGGACCAGAGCUGAGAAGUAAAGUUGCGGAAAGUACUGAUAAAAUGAUUGAAUGCAAUGAUUGUAAAUGUUUGAUGAAAACUAAUGAAAUUUUAAAAGUUAAUCGUUUUUCAUGACAAUUAUA